UUCUGUUCCUAGUAGUUUUUUCCCCCUUGUUACAGUAGAUGAAACAGUUCUGAGCAAAAUUGAAGUAGUUCUUCGUAAACUAGAUCCAGUUGUAUAUAUUGUGCUACUUUAAUUUACAAAACGAUGUUUAGGAUUCUUUUUGCUUCUGUUUCGAGAACUUUGCCGUGAUAAGUAUUUUCAUUGACAAAUUUUCAAUCUUUCAGCAUCAUUUCUUGUAAAAGACAGAAAUGCAACACCAGGUCUCAAAAAUCUCUGGCAUCAGUCCAGCAGGCCCUGAGCAGCUAUUUCUUGCAAAUGAAGUUGAUGAGCUUUGUAUACAGCUAGUUCAUAAGCAAUUUCUUGCUCUCACGACUUGCUUCAGUCCCCAAGUGCAACAGCGUUUGAAACCGUUUACAGGCAAUUGGUCUCAACCAUUGGCGUCUUUGCUUUACCAUGUAGCGUGUCUAAAACGUUCUACAAUUGGUGAAGAAACCAGCGGCAUCGUCUUAGUAAAUGAUCAUCUUCAAGUCGCAAGUUCAUUCUCUCGUCUUUUGGAAUCCAUUCUUCGACUGCUGCCAAGCUUUGUAUGUCUACCACCUUUGAAGUCAAAACUUGCGUCGAUGAUCGACGUAAUUCUUGGCUUCUUUGUGACCACUUCAUUAAAAGACAGUAUCUACGGAUUUGCAGAACGCCACUGGAAACGUAUUCAAAAGAUUCUCUUUCUAUACAAAGUUCUUAUUCUUUAUACUAAAAAGUCUUGUUCGUAUUUGACUCAAAACUUGUUACAAUUACACUACCGAACGAUUAAGAGUGUCAACACUGAAAAUGGGAAGUCUAGAAGACUCAUUUGGUCAAUCUUCUUUCUAGAAAGUGUUCGUAUAGCUUUAGAAUACUGGGGUCCACAAAGCCGCAACGAAGAAAAACAUAACACAGAGCAACUUCCCGAAGUCAGGACACCUGACAGCCCAGAAUCCUUUCCUUUUAUUCCCGAUAAGUCUAGAACUUGUGCGUUGUGUAUGGAACUUCUUCACCAACCUACCGCAACCAGUUGCGGUCAUGUUUUUUGUUGGGAUUGCAUUACGGGUUGGACAGAAAGGCAGCCAGAAUGUCCCAUGUGCAGAAACUAUACCGACCCGUCUAAGGUCGUCCUUCUGCGCUAAAACGACCCGUGUUUGUAUACCUAUAAUUAAUUAUCACGACUCCAAGUGUCGACUCUUCUAUACAAAACAUCGAGUGACUCGCUAGGACUCAGCGUGUUUUCUGGAUUAAUAGUCUUCAGCGUCUCGUAGUCUCCAUUGUUAAUUUGUCGAAGAAGAUCCUUAAUACAAAGCUUCUCAGUUUGUUCAAAGGUAAGCAACGGCAAAGAGCUUGUCAGCCGUUUCAUCUGAACGAGAGGAUAAUCAGAGAAUGCUGUAAGAAACUGCAAGCUGUCGCGAGCGAACUGAACAGCACCCCGAUUACUGAAUUGGUGAGUAUGCAUUAUAUGCAACAACCAGUCUUCCACAAUAUCAGCGAUACGGCAAACAAUUUCAAAAAACGGGGCUCCAAGAAUAAUCUCAUGAAUGGAGUUGAUAAGUCUUCUCAAUGCAAUAUCGAAACCCACAGCUUCUGGUGAAAUUGAGCCUUCAUAGCUUUUGUCACUCGGUGGCUUCUCUUGAAGCGUCCAUGUAUUUAUAGAAGCGAAACUAUCAAAUGUGGCUUCAAGGUAUUGAGUUACACGAUGCAUAAGCAGCUCGAAUGUUUGAUUACAAAGCUUGGAUAGCCUUUUUCUUAGUGGCAGGAACACAGAACUUUCCUCCGCAAGGACUUGCUUGUCUACGGGUUUCUCCAAGUUCGUUUCCUGAGACAAUAUGUAAACUUCUUCAUCUUCCAAGUCGAGAUGCCAGUCAAGCAAAAGCUUAAAUGCGCCAUACAGUUUACACAUUCGUCUCACUUCCGAAAAACUCUGCUCAGAUGUAACAUGCGCACCUCCGGGAAUGAGAGUUGUAGAGCCUUCAUGAUUCUGAUAGUACGAUUCGAGCCAGUCGACAAAUUGAAUAGACGGUUUCAAUUGAAGUGUAUGAAAAAACCCACGGCAAAACUCUUCGCAAGGUAUCAUUUCAAGAAUGGAUUUUAAAGACGCCAUUGCGUUCCGAUACAAUACGAAGGAUUUUAUGGGCACAGCAGUGUAAAGCUCUUCCACAUCAUCUCGAGCCAAUUCCCAUGCAUCUUUAGACGACUCUAUAGCAUUCAAUUGCAUUUUCACAUCAGCAGCUUCUAUAUCCAACCAGCGGGAAUAAACCAUGGGCUGCUUAAGAAGGUAUAGCGAUAAAGAAUCCUUCUGAGGGAAAUUGUACAACUGCUUCAGUUUUGUGGAAUAGUACAACGUUUCACGAAUUAGAUGCGCUAAGUGAACAUCGAGGUCCAUUAUUAGGUUUAUUUUCUCCUUCAUUAACUCUUGCAUAACCUUCAUAAACUCGUGGACAGCGAUCAUUCCCUCCGGCAUUAUCUGUUGAAACAACUGAAUAAAACUCAGAGACGAACGAAAUACUUUAAGAGCGAACUCAUAAAACCACUCCGGUUUUGAUGGAGUGUUCGUCUUCUUCUCAGUCAUAAAAUGAUACUUGAAUUGGAUGUUGAAAGGUCUGCAAAUGCAUUUCAUUAACAGCAGUAGAUUCUCUUUCUCGUCUGUUGGGUCGGCAACACAUAGAAGGGAUGCUUUCCGGAGCAAUUCAUCUAUGGUUUCUUUCGACAGGGAUUUGACAUUCGUAUGCGGCCAAUUAAGUUGUUCCUUCACAAACGUAUUAAAAGCUUCCGUAUCUCGUUCGACCAGAUCAUUCAUAGUAUUAGUCAUUAAAGUUUUCGUGAGCAAGCCGAAACUUAAAGCUGUCCCUUCGGAUUCUCUAGCGGAGGCACACAAGUUAUCAACAUCACUUUUCAGAGACGCUAAUUCUGUUAUCGUAGAGGAAUUCUGGAUUCUGUUGACAACACUCUUCAAUUGGCGCAGAAACUCUAGCAUACGUUCAUCAACAGGUGCUGUUGUCACUUCCUCAUCUAUCCAAGCACUUUCUAUGCCAUCGUUUAUAUCUAUAGAAUGGUUUUUGUUUGCUUCCACCGAUAUUGUUUCAUUCACCGACGACACUUGUGAGAAAUCGAGCCGGGAUACGUCGUUAGCAAAUCUGCGGAUGUCCUCCAAAUUUCCUGAAGGAGCUGUCCACGAUUUAACAAAUACUAAGGGACUAAUUGACAUCGCGCCGCCUAACGUGCCCAUUAGUGAAUUGCUAUGUGUGUUUUAGCUGCUGCCUGUAUGCCCGAGGUGGUAGUGAGGAUCCGCGGAAGAGCCGCGGAAGACCAAAGACAAAGAUGAAGAGCAAUUAGAGAGAAACGUUAUUAGGCGUUGAAACUGCGUGAUAAUACGUCUUGCAUUAUUUUGGCAAUGCAAUUGGCAAUGUCUGUUUGAGUGCUUCGCACAGAUACACGAAUUAGCUAGAUAAUUAGUUAGUCAUACAGACGAAAUGAAGAAACACAAUAAGGAGAUCCUAAUAGCGUUCAGAGUAGUUAUACAUACGUCUUUUUCGUAGUUGGGUUCCAAUCUGAGCAAACAUCCAGGAUUGGAAUUAUUCAAUUUCACUAUACCGGCACCAACAAUGUUUGUCUUAAUUGAAUCCACAUUUGUGCAUAUACCCCAUUGCAUACCAAUGACAACCUUAAACAGUUUUACAGUUUCCAGCUUGUCCUUUGGAUUUUCAAGAGCAAAAGUAAGCUGUGCUUCACGUUCCUGGCCCAUUUGGCCCCACCGAUGAAAGAAUGUGUAUGCAUCCAAUGUAACAGGUUGCAUGAACUUUGUUAUGAUGAUAGGAAUCUUCAAAUUCACUGAAUGCAAAACUCCGGCAACGCAUGAAACGCGGACAACGGGUACUUCGAAGGCCCCCUUGGGAAGUGCUAUAGUAAUUUCCUCAAAAAUCUGUGCUUUGGGUUUCAAAACGGUUUCCGAAAAUGUAGAGGAAACUUCUAAGUUUUCACUCUUAUUCAAAAAUGAAGAGGUAAACGAAGUGAUAUCCGUAGCAGAGCGGCUACCAAAGUAAAGGAACACCGUUGCAUAUUCUUUCUUUACGCUUAUACGAACGCCGAUUUGCAGCAGUGCAUCUUGAAACAAAACGCCCUCAUUACGCCAGCAUAAACGUGCAAAACCAGGGUAACAAGCCGAAAGAUCCAACGCGUCUGUACGGAAGAUAUUUUCCGUUGACAUACUUUGGGUGCGGGCUAAAGAAUACGUAGAUAAUCUUGCCAAGUCGGUGCGCAAGGGUUGAGAUUUCUCAUCGAUUGGCGGCAUUUCAUCACAAACUGUUUUUAGAACCUCAUUUGGAAGUCGAAGAAUCAGCCGAUAUUCGCAAGCUCUUUGUUGUACUUCAGGAUCCAACAUUGUAGCAUACUUGUCGAAAAUGUUCAUUAUACGAGAUUUCAUGUCAGGAUAAGUAUUGCAAAAUUUCAGCAUGGUUGUCAACAGCAAUGCCUUUGUUGAAGUCGAAUGGGAGGUGCACAGUUUACGAUAUAUAGUAGUAUAUUGGUUUAUAGGCAAGCUUCCGGUUUCCUCAGAUAUCAAACGCCCGUAUUCACCGAUGAUAUAGCCGCCAAUCUUGAUGAGACUGUCGUAGACCGAAUCGGAUUGAAGAAGCUUGAAGAGACUUGUCACGGCGUACUUCUGAAUUUCCGGCCGCUGCAUAAUUAUGACUAUAAGCCUUUUCCAAACCUCAUCACUCACAGAAUCCCCUCCAAGUCGUAGAAGUUGCAAAUUCACGUCUACAUACCACUUGGAAUCUUUAGAGUGUGUUUCCGUUAAGACCGAAAUCUUAAGUACCAUAUCCUCACGCGUAGUAGUAUCCAGGUAGGGGAAAGUCUGCAGUAAAUCUGAAAUGAUGACCUUGGAGUUCUCGGAAUCACACAUUGCGUAUAGCAAAUCCAGACUCUUUUUACGCAUUGACACAUCUUUGUAUUUCAAAGAUGAGAGGAUUAGGUCCUUGUGCUUUUUCAAGAAAGGCAUCUUAAAACCAUUGCUGAUUAGGGAGGCGGUCAAUUGGAACGAAAGAUAACGAAUGUUUGUUUCCUUGCUGGCAAUCAUUUCACUAAGUAGCUUAGUGGUAUUUUGUGAGAGUGUCUCAUUGGGUUCGUUAAUGUAAAUGAGCCGAAUGGCGUCGAAAAGAAUGGCAUGCAAAGCAUUGGUUUGCUGGAUGUUAGAUGGUAUAACGUGAACUGAGAUGAUUCGAGCGAGAACAGUGUGAAGACUUUCCUGCAACGCCUUAUCAUCAGUAGGGGAACAUGCAAUAAGCACACGAAGUAACCGGACUUGUAGCCAUGGACACGGAACGGCAUAAUACAAAUAGUCAGGAGUGUAAGCUUGUUCAAAAACAAUGUUCUUUAACCGAUUUACGGCUUGAGAAAACAGCAUUCCAUGCAUGGCAGGUUCUUGUUUUGCAAUGGCUUCCAUGAGAGAAGCUACUGAAAGAGAAACAUCCAAAUCCUCGUCGCUCAACAUCAUAGCCAGUCUCUCAAGCCACUCUGGAUGUAUGAGAUGGGGAUAUUUACGAUAAAUGUGAAGCAUUGCAAGUGCAGCUUUCUGUCGAACAUAACUCUCGGAGGUAGGUGAACAAAGUAGUUUAUGCACAUCAACAUAAACCGCCUCACACAUCUCUUGCCCGC
This is a messenger RNA of Schizosaccharomyces japonicus yFS275, 5655 nucleotides long. RefSeq names its product peroxisomal ubiquitin-protein ligase E3. Gene Ontology annotation, biological process: protein import into peroxisome matrix; peroxisome organization. Gene Ontology annotation, cellular component: peroxisomal membrane. Lineage: Eukaryota; Fungi; Ascomycota; Schizosaccharomycetes; Schizosaccharomycetales; Schizosaccharomycetaceae. Gene Ontology annotation, molecular function: zinc ion binding; ubiquitin protein ligase activity. The transcript is spliced from 3 exons. The record is from RefSeq and is a predicted model, not a curated record. Bases 228 to 1139 code for a protein of 303 amino acids.